AUGGCUACCCUGCAAGAGGUUGAGGCUGAGAUCAAGGAGAUCGCUGCCAAGAUAACGGAACUCAAAGCUGCAGGAGGCGCCGACCCUGCUCUGAUCAAGCAGCACGUGGCUGAACUGCUGGCAGCUAAGGCGAAGUUUGCAGAUCUUAACGGGGGAGUGCCGUACGACCCCCCGAAGCCCGCGAAGAAGGUCAAGGGCCCCGCCAAGACCCCUGCCCCAGAGAGAGCUCCCGGAGAGAAGAGCAAGAAGGAACAGCAGCGAGAGCUCAAAAAGGCGCAGAAGGAGGCCGCGAAGGCCGCAAAGAAAGCCGCAGUCGCCGGCGGUGGUGACCCAGGGGCACCCAACGCCGCUGCUCCUGUCUCCACGGCCAGGGGCAUGCCCGAUGGCGCGGCGCCUGCGGCCUCGGCAGCAACUGCAGCAGCGACAACCGCCCAGGCGACGGUCCAGUUUUGCUCGGCGAUGCCACCGACGGUAGCGCACGCGGCAUGCUCGCUCACGGAGACCAAGUUGACGUUUGCCGCCGGCGAGCAAAGCAUGCCUUGCCUUCGACUCCCCGACGGGCGGAGCGUGUCCGGAGAUUUGGCGAUCGCCCGCCACGUCGCGCGUUCGUCCACUUCUCCCGCUGCCGCGGGUCUCCUAGGAGGUGCAGAUCCUGUCGAGGCUUCGGUGGUGGACCAGUGGCUGGACUUGUCGCAAACGCACGACCUGGUGGGGCUCGCGAGCACCCUCGACGCCCAUCUCGCUCCCAGGACAUACUUGGCCGGGCACGAGCUCUCUUUAGCGGACGUGGCGGUGUACGUGAGCCUGUCUGGGUCGAGAUUCAGCCCUCCCGAGGAGCUGCCGCAUCUCAGCCGCUGGUUUGCCCUCGUGGGUGGCGUCAAGGCCGUGUCUUCAGCAAAGGGGGCGAUCAUGGCGCUGUCCAAGUCCGCUGGCGGCAAGGGGAAAUCGACAAGCCGCGGUUUGUCGGGAGGAGGGGGCGGGGGAGGGACGAAGAAGCUUCUGCAGGGUUGUCCUCCUCUGGAGGGCGCCAUCGAUGGGCAGGUAGUGACCCGAUUCCCGCCCGAACCCUCUGGCUACCUUCACAUCGGGCACGUUAAGGCGUGCCUGCUGAACCAGUACUACGCCCAGCACUACGGUGGAAAGAUGAUCGUCCGGUUCGACGACACCAACCCCUCCAAGGAGAAGGAGGAGUACGCCGCCAGCAUCGUGCAGGACCUGGCGACUCUCGGGAUCCGAGCGGACAUGGUGACGUACACCUCAGACCGCUUCGAGGAGUUCAAGGACUACGCUCUGGGCAUGAUCAAGAAGGGGGACGCGUACAUGGACGACACUCCUCAGGAGGUGAUGAAGGACGAAAGAAUGAGCUUCAAGGCGUCGGCUAAGCGCGACACGCAUGUCAAGGAGAACCUGAGGCUGUUCCAGCUCUUGCUCAAGGGAGACAAGGAGGCAGAGCCGUAUUGCCUCAGGGCGAAGGCAGACUACGCGAGCGUCAACGGCACAAUGCGAGACCCCGUCAUGUACCGAAUGAACGCCACCCCCCACCACCGCACGGGUACCAAGCACAAGGCCUACCCCACGUACGACUUCGCCUGCCCAAUCAUCGACUCUAUCGAGGGGGUCACGCACGCCUGCCGCACCACGGAGUACCAAGACCGUGACGAGCAGUACGCCUGGUUCCAGGAGAAGCUAGGCCUCCGCAAGGUGGUGGUCCACUCCUACGCGCGAAUGAACUUCAUGCGCACGGUCCUGAGCAAGCGGCACCUCGGCUGGUUCGUCGAGGAGGGCAGGGUAGAGGGCUGGGAUGACCCGCGUUUCCCCACCGUGCAGGGAGUCAUCCGCAGGGGUGUCAGCCCGGCUGCUCUGAGGGACUUCAUGCUGAUGCAGGGUGCCUCCAAGAAGGUGACCAACAUGGAGUGGGACAAGUUCUGGUCGACCAACAAGAAGAAGUACGAGCAGACGGCGCACCGCUACAUGGGUGUGUUCAAGGACACGUGCGUGGAGCUGGAUAUCGAGAACGCUCCUGCGGGGGACGUGGUUUCCAUCCCGGUUGCCCUCCACCCCAAGCACCCGGAGAUCGGCCAGCGUGCGAUGAGACUAUCGUCCGUGGCCCUGCUGGAAGGUGGAGACGCCGACGCUCUGGCUGAGGGAGAGGAGGUCACCCUCAAGAACUGGGGCAACGUGAAGAUCAAGAAGGUCGACAAGGACGCCACUGGUAAGGCAGUGAAGCUGUCGGGCGAGUUCAUCCCGAACGGAGACUUCAAGUCCACCAAGAAACUCACCUGGCUGGCGAAGGUACCGGACUUGGUGCCAAUGGUGCUGGUGGAAUUCGACUACUUGGUGACCAAGGACAAGAUCGAAGACGGGGAGAACUUCAAGGACUUCCUCAACCCAGUGACUCGCGCGGAGACGGCGGGGCUGGGAGACCCCGGUCUUCGCAACAUGCGCGAGGGAGACGUGGUGCAGCUCGAGAGGCGAGGGUUCUUCCGCGCGGACAAGCCGUACCGGGGAGAGGGCAAGCCUCUGGUGCUCUUCAUGAUCCCCGACGGCAAGACGCAGGCCAUGUCCACCCUCGCGAGCACCCUCAAGCACGUCUGA
Molecule: messenger RNA, 2595 nt
Organism: Ectocarpus siliculosus
Lineage: Eukaryota; Phaeophyceae; Ectocarpales; Ectocarpaceae
Source: the annotation of a GenBank genome assembly